Molecule: messenger RNA, 990 nt
Organism: Prunus armeniaca (apricot)
Lineage: Eukaryota; Viridiplantae; Streptophyta; Magnoliopsida; Rosales; Rosaceae
Source: the annotation of a GenBank genome assembly
AUGGCGGUGGAAACUGAGGCUGUGACCGUGCCAGAGUUGGCUCUUGCUGACACUGACAUCAACUGGGACAGGUUGGACAAGACAAGGUUUCAUAUUAUUGGGGCUAUUCUCUUCACAGCGCAGUCAGCCUUACUACAUCCAACAUCAGUUGUAAAGACUAGAAUGCAGGUAGCUGGUUCUGGAUUCUCUCACAUGGGUGGAAUAUCAGUAUUUAGACAUAUAUUAAAGAGUGAUGGCAUCCCUGGCAUAUUCAGAGGUUUUGGCACUUCUGCCAUUGGAUCGUUGCCUGGUAGGGUCUUGGCUUUGACAUCACUUGAAGUAUCAAAACAUAUGAUGUUGAAAUACACUGAAGAUCUAGACAUGCCUGAGGCUACGCGUAUUGGAAUUGCAAAUGCGGUGGCGGGCAUGUUCUCAAAUUUAGUUUCUUGUGUAUACUAUGUCCCCUUGGAUGUGAUUUGCCAGAGACUAAUGGUUCAAGGACUUCCUGGGACCACAUCCUGCAACAGACCAUUUGAUGUCAUACAUAAAGUGAUAAAGGCUGAAGGUCUUCGUGGUUUAUAUAGAGGCUUUGGAUUAACAGCUGUGACCCAGUCGCCAGCAUCUGCACUUUGGUGGGGUGCCUAUGGUUCUGCCCAGCACAUCAUCUGGAGGAGCUUGGGCUAUACCGAUGAUGCAGAGAAGAAACCAUCUCAUAUGGAGAUGGUGACAGUUCAGGCUGCAGCAGGCAUGAUGGCGGGUGCUUGUUCCUCCGUUAUAACUACUCCCAUUGACACAGUCAAGACACGACUUCAGGUCAUGGAUAAUUAUGGUGUUGGACGACCAUCAGUAUUGAAGACGGCAAAAGCACUCCUUAAAGAGGAUGGAUGGCGGGGCUUUUAUAGAGGAUUUGGUCCACGGUUCUUAAAUAUGUCACUCUAUGGAACUACAAUGAUCGUUACUUAUGAAAUAAUAAGACACUUAAUCAACAUGGAUAUGCAACUUGCCUUUUAG